UUGUGUCAUUGUCGUCCACAGGCGUGGUUCAAAUGCGGAAGGUUUCACUCUGUCAGUUCCCUAAACUAAUAAACUCGUAUGGGAAUCUACUAGAGCAGGUGUCUCGCGGGGACAGUUUUAUCUCAUGGGGGAUUGUUUGAGAAAAACUUGCCCAUGUCUUAAGACAUUGUGGGACAAAAUAUUCGGACCCUCAAAGGGCGAUGGAGAAAACAGCGUGAAAUCUGACUGCACGGGUGAAGAACCCGGUAAUACAAGUCGUUACGAUCCGCAGCCGCAGCCACCGCCACCAUCACCUCGACCUCCGAAGCCAGAGGAGAAUGGUGCUGAUAUUUAUACUGCUCUAUGGGACUUUGAGGCACGCGACGAAAAGGAGUUGUCGUUCAAAGCUGGUGAUAUGUUCGAGAUUACCAACCGUUCCGGUGACUGGUGGAGUGCGAAGAAACUCGACUCAUUCGGCCGCGGGGAAACCGGUUUUGUUCCGUUCAAUUAUGUGGCGCGAGCGGAAUCUAUACAGUCUCAACCGUGGUUUUUUGGAAAGAUGAGUCGUUUUGAAGCAAUGAGUCUCCUCAUGUUACCAGGAAAUGAUAAUGGAUCCUUCCUUGUGCGAAUUAGUGAGAGUGACAGCAUGGGCUUCGUGAUCUCAGUGAAGACACAGAACAAAGCAAAACACUUCAAGAUCUACCAGACUAGUGGUCAGGUCUAUGUGGAUCCGUCUCCUACAUUCGCCAGUGUAUUAGAGGUGGUUGAAUAUUAUCAAACUCACCCAUUAUCCACUUCAGACAAACUGAAGCGACCCUGUAUUCGGAAUAAGCCUCAGCUGCAGGGUCUGUCACCCUCCACAGACGAUGAGUGGGAACUGCCUAAAGAAGAAUUUACCCUUGGAACGAAGCUGGGUGGUGGCCACUUUGCUGACGUUUACAGUGGCACGUGGAGAAAUCAGACUAAAGUGGCCAUCAAAAUCCUCAAGAAAACUGAUGCUGUGGUGCAGAGGGAAUUUCAUUUGGAGGUGCAGAUCAUGAAGCGUCUGCGUCACAGGCACCUGAUUGCACUCUUUGCCAUCUGCACUUCUUCCACCCCAUUUUACAUCAUCACAGAACUAGUAGAGAAGGGCGACCUGCUUAAUUUCCUCAGAAUGGGAGAGGGUAAGGCUUUGGAAAUGGAGUCUCUGAUUGACAUGGCAGCUCAAGUAGCAGAUGGGAUGGCAUAUUUAGAGGCAAAUCACAGUAUUCAUAGAGACCUUGCUGCAAGAAAUGUUCUAGUCGGAGAGGGCUAUGUCUGCAAAAUUGCUGAUUUUGGCCUAGCUCGAGUCAUUAAGGAGCCUGUUUAUAUAUCUGAUGACAAGAAAAUACCAUAUAAAUGGACCGCACCUGAGGCUAUCAGUCAUGGCCGUUUCUCAAGUAAAUCUGAUGUCUGGUCAUUUGGGAUUCUCCUUUAUGAGAUUGUCACGCAUGGAGGCAUGCCUUACCCAGGUUAUCAGCCUGGUGAGGUGUAUAGUCUCGUCGCAGAAAGACACUAUAGAAUGCCUUCACCACCCGGUUGUCCACAGAUCAUUUACAACAUCAUGAAAUCUUGCUGGAGAGCAGAUCCAGGAGACCGUCCCACUUUUGAGGUUCUGAGACAUGAACUAGACAUCUAUCAAGUGAGCCUCUAUGAAGAUUUGGGCAAAAAGCCUGAGCCGUUAAAUUCUUGGAUACCAAAACGAGACUGACUGUUAACAAUUGCAACAGACAGAUGCUACGUAAAAUCAUCUUUGAAUCAUCUUUGAUGGAUUAGAUGGACUGUAGUAAUUAGUCCACCAUAUCAGAUUUCAGAUCAUGAGGAAGAUGCACACAUGAAGCACUUUUUGGGAGCACUAAGGGCAAAUAAUAAUUUAUUUGUGUUUAGACUUGGAGCAAUAAUUAUUGACUGAGUUUAAUGAGACAGAUGCUGUAGUUGUUGUUUUUUUUUGUUUUUUUUUAAAUAAUAAACCGUGUUGUUCUCAGGUAGAGUAGACUGAUUAAAAGAUCAUGAAGCCAUUUUAAAUCUGUAAUCAGCAAUCAGUUCAGGGGAAUUAAAAUACAAGUUAAAAUGACUAAUUACAUUUCUUAAAAUGGUAAAAUCUUAAUAUUGAAUGUAUGUAUGUGCUUGUUUUUAAUGUUUUUUCCUCUUCUCAAGCCUUUAAUGCAAAUGUGAAAAGCAAUAUAGAGGAAUAUUCCAUACAAGUGGCAUUAUCAUAUUAAGUAUGAAGCAGAUGAACAUGAACAAAAUGCUGUAAAACAACAAAUAAGAUAUGCUGCCUUAAGCUGAUCUGUACACUUUGUAAAUAUUGUGCUGUAUUGUCUGCAAUAUACUUUAUUGUAUAUUAUAAUGUAUUGCAUUGUUAAUGUUUACUGCAAUUCACUAAAACAAAUUCCUUGUAGCAAUCUGAUAAACUUUAAAAAAAGAAAACACAUGCCAAAUCACACACAAAAAUGUUAAAGCUUCUUUGUAUUCCUCAUGAUGGGUAUAAUCCUGAUGUGUGUCCCAAUUGUGGUUAACUGCAUUGUGUAAGGAAACUAUGAUGGGGCAGGAUUGCGAUCAUAUAUUAUGAAAUUUUAUUGCCAUAUCUGCAAAUUCAAAGGUCUUGGAACUAUUAGAUAACAAUGUUUAUUUGUUUUGGCAGAUGUAAUGCUCUAUAUUGAUGCAGGUGGUAAUGGAUUGUUCUAUAGGGUCAUUGUUCAAACUAGCUGCUUCUCACAAUAAGUGAACCAAUGAAUCAUGCCUGUACAAUAUGAAAUGCUACCAGCAGAUGGCGACACAUCAUUAUUUUAGUGAUGAGCUGUAGCUUUCAACCGAGAAGUCUGUAUUUUAAUUAAUGGCAUGUCAUUAUAGUGCAGACAUCAUAAAGAGUGAAACUGCAAAUAUAUAUAUAAAUAUAAAAUAAAGGAACAAAAAAUAGGAA
Ctenopharyngodon idella (grass carp) is the source of this 2920-nucleotide messenger RNA. RefSeq names its product PTK6 protein tyrosine kinase 6b (gene ptk6b). Gene Ontology annotation, biological process: cell surface receptor protein tyrosine kinase signaling pathway; cell differentiation; innate immune response. Gene Ontology annotation, cellular component: extrinsic component of cytoplasmic side of plasma membrane. NCBI's taxonomy places the organism in Eukaryota, Metazoa, Chordata, Actinopteri, Cypriniformes, Xenocyprididae. The record is from RefSeq and is a predicted model, not a curated record. The coding region runs from base 125 to 1708 and encodes 527 amino acids. Gene Ontology annotation, molecular function: non-membrane spanning protein tyrosine kinase activity; signaling receptor binding; ATP binding. The transcript is spliced from 8 exons.